This is a messenger RNA of Exophiala viscosa, 1230 nucleotides long. RefSeq names its product 5'-methylthioadenosine phosphorylase. Gene Ontology annotation, molecular function: S-methyl-5-thioadenosine phosphorylase activity. The transcript is spliced from 4 exons. Bases 203 to 1144 code for a protein of 313 amino acids. NCBI's taxonomy places the organism in Eukaryota, Fungi, Ascomycota, Eurotiomycetes, Chaetothyriales, Herpotrichiellaceae. The record is from RefSeq and is a predicted model, not a curated record. Gene Ontology annotation, biological process: nucleoside metabolic process. Gene Ontology annotation, cellular component: cytosol.
UAAUGCAAUAAAUGAAUAAACAAACCACCGACAUUUCUUUUCACUGCUAUUCUAAACCGGAUCAGCGCCUUCGCGACGACUCGAACAAGAUUCUUCCUUGAGAUUAAACAUUAAUAAUUGAAUAUAAAAGACUAAGGCCACCGUUUAUAUUCGACAGCAACUUUUAUACACAACCUCCUAGACUACCGGCCUCUACACAACCAUGUCUUCAGAAAGCGUCCCGACAAGCUACUCAGCACCAAUCCACAUCGGCGUAAUAGGCGGCACCGGCCUCGACACACUUCCAGGCUUUCACAAAGCCGCCGUUCUAGACAUCGACACACCAUGGGGCAAGCCGAGCUCUGAUAUAACCGUUCUUGAACACCCAUCCCCAACAACAGGCAAACCCUUUCCCAUCGCUUUUCUGGCCCGACACGGCAUUCACCAUCAGCUCAACCCCACUGAAAUUCCCGUGCGCGCGAACAUUGCGGCCCUUCGAAAAUUGGGAGUCAGGUGUAUCAUUGCGUUCAGCGCCGCUGGGUCUUUGGCGGAGGAAGUCAAGCCGCGCGACUUUGUGGUUCCGGAUCAAGUGAUUGACCGGACGAAGGGUAUUAGACCAUUCACCUUCUUUGAAGGCGGGUUCGUUCUGCACAUGCCGUUUGCGGAUCCGUUUGAUAAUCGCGUGGGCGAUGUCGUGAGGAAGUGUGGCCACAGUCUUGAGGGCGAGGGGGUAGUGCUGCAUGAUAAAGGCACUGUGAUCGUUAUGGAGGGUCCGCAAUUCAGUACCCGAGCAGAGUCCAAUAUGUACCGCAGUUGGGGCGGCACCGUCAUCAACAUGUCGACUUUACCCGAGGCGAAACUGGCCGCCGAAGCAGAGAUCGCAUAUCAAGUCAUUCUAAUGAGCACGGAUUACGAUUGCUGGCACGACUCCGGUGACGUCUCGGUCGAGAUGGUCAUGGGUCAUAUGCGCGCCAACGCCCUAAACGCACGACGAUUCAUUGGCUCUGUACUCGACGAGCUGUCCAAGGAAGAACACUCGGAGCUAGUGCAGGCGAAACAUCUUGCUGGUGGACGAGAGUUCGGCAUCAGCACGUAUCCCGUCGGACGAAGUCCCGAGGCUGUCAAGAAACUGAAGUGGUUGUUUGAGGGGUACUUUGAGGAGUGAUUGCGAAGCUGCCAGACAUGUGAGUAUGACCAAAAGGCUCAACGUCAUGCGGGUAUAGAAAUAUAGAAAGAGACCAGGAUAUGAAA